Molecule: messenger RNA, 1529 nt
Organism: Galeopterus variegatus (Sunda flying lemur)
Lineage: Eukaryota; Metazoa; Chordata; Mammalia; Dermoptera; Cynocephalidae
Gene: ANKRD65
Product: ankyrin repeat domain 65
Exons: 3
Coding region: 1-729 (242 amino acids)
Molecular function (GO): protein binding
Source: RefSeq, a predicted model, not a curated record
AUGGAUUCCACGAGGCCUGAGCCCAGCAAGCAGGACGUAGCAGAGGCCGAGGCCGAGCAGGAACUGCGGUGGACAGAGCUGGGCUCAGAGGAGGCCCCAGGAGCUGGGACACAGGGGCCUAGUGCCCCCCAGGGCUGGGGUCGCCUGCUCCAGGCCGUGUGGCAGGGCCCUGUGAGCCUGGUGACGCAGCUGCUGCGGCAAGGGGCCAGCGUGGAGGAGAGGGCGCUGGGCGUGGCGGCCGGCCUGGGCCGCCGGCAGCCCCUCACCCACCUAUGCUCCCUCACUGCUGUCUUCUUCCAGGACAUCGAGGUGCUACUGGGCCACGGGGCAGACCCAAGCAUCAGGGACAGGCACGGCCGCUCUGCGCUCCACAGGGCUGCCGCCGGUGGACACCUGCCUGCUGUCCAGCUACUGGUAGCCUGGGGAGCCGAGGUGGAUGCCCAGGACUCACUGGGCUUCACACCCCUGCACCACGCUGCUCGGGGAGGCCACGUGGAGGUGGCCAUCCACCUGCUGGACAGGGGUGCACAGGUCAAUGCAGUUGGCUGGCUCCACAAGACCCCCCUGCACCUCGCCACAGAGCAUGGCCAUGGCCUCACCAUAGAGCUUUUGCUGGGCCGAGGGGCCAGCCCCACCCUGAGGACGCAGUGGGGUGAGGUGGCCCAGAUGCCCGAGGGGUGCCUGCUCCAAGUGCUGCCUGCACUUCCAGGGGAGCAGAAGGAGAGCUAGGGGCACACAGCCCUGCAGGCCCUGAGCACCUGGUGGGUAGGCUGAGCCUCCAAGGCCAGAGCAGGACAGAAGGCUCUGGGCUCCACAGCCUCAGAGUUUUCCAGGAUCCUCUCUUGAGCUGAGGCCACCUGCCUGGACAGUCACGAGUGGAGAGGUUCCCAGAGAAGGAAGAUGAGGAGAGAGGCAGUGGCUUGAGCCCCAGUCACAGGCCUGUGGCAGGACCUGGGAUGACCCCUGGCUCCGGAGGGCCUGUUGCCUCUGCAGCUCCGGCCUCCUGAACACUUUGGCAAAGACGAGUUGUGGCAACAGAUUUAACCAAAACCUGAUGGUGUCCCCUCUGUCCACCAUGGGGUGUCCCUCAGCUACUCUCCACACAUGGGGUCUUUUGUGUUCUUGGAUUUUGCACUGUGUACUUGGAACCCAUCAGUCCCGGGACCAUGCUGAUAGCCACGGUGUUUACAGCUCUCUGUCCAUCCACAGUCCUCCUCCUUGUCUAACUCACCACACCAAGCCAAAGUUCCCCUGCCCCAAAUCAUGCAGGGCCAGGUACAGCCAGCUAGGGGCCGCCCCUGUGCACCAGGGCCACCCGGAGUUAUUCACACCAGCCAGUCCUAAGCUGCUGGCCCCACCCGGCCCUGCUUUCCCAUGGAAACCCCAAUAAAGGCUCUGGCCUCGGACUUCCCCUUGUUCCCGCUGCCUCCUGACCUAAACCUGGCGCUUCCCUGUGCGGCCCUGUGUGGUGUGGCAUGCCCCCACUUCCCAGGAAACGUAAGCAGUAAAAAUCUUCUUUCAACACGUUA